This is a messenger RNA of Maylandia zebra (zebra mbuna), 2164 nucleotides long. RefSeq names its product sideroflexin 1 (gene sfxn1). Gene Ontology annotation, cellular component: mitochondrial inner membrane. Gene Ontology annotation, molecular function: monoatomic ion transmembrane transporter activity. NCBI's taxonomy places the organism in Eukaryota, Metazoa, Chordata, Actinopteri, Cichliformes, Cichlidae. The record is from RefSeq and is a predicted model, not a curated record. Gene Ontology annotation, biological process: monoatomic ion transport; serine import into mitochondrion.
UUCUUCUUCAGAUCACAGAAACACCUCCAGUUACAGUCCAGAUUUAACUGGUCUACGUCGGGUGGGACAACAAACCGUAUCCAUUCAGGGGGCAUGUUAUUACCCUGCGACCACGCACAGAGAGCCGCGUUUUGUAUUAUAGCACAUACCAGGCUGAUACAGGGGUUGAAAUAUGUGGGAUACAUAACAAUUGAGUUGCAGGUUAAUGUGUAGCCACGCAGGCCGCCGUUGAUUGGCUGAGACUGAGGGCAGAACCAGCUGUGCGUUUAUGGAUCAAAGGCCGUGUCGGUACAAACUUCACUCCUUUCACAGCGCAUUUAUUACUGAUUUGGCAUCAUAUUAUUCACGCUAACUCGGGGGUUUGAGGCCAGGAAGUGCCCUUUAAUCUCUUUCCAGCAGUAAUUUUGUGUCUUAUUGGGCCACUGAAGGCUUUUUGACAUCUCGUGAGAACCCCCGUUGAGUUUAAUUCAAUUUAAAGCGACAGCAUGCUUUCUGUACUGCACAGAUUUCUUAUUUAAGCCGAUCCAGCAGCCAUGCUUCAGUUCGAGUUCAUUGCUGCUGCAUGCCUUCUCACAGUUGUUCAUCUGAGGCAAAGAACAAAUCCAGAUCAAGCUGGGUUGGAACAGCAUGCUGCAUGCACAUCCACAAAAAAAACCCCAUCCACUGGUGUUUUUCCAUUGCAAGCCAGUUCUGUCUGCUUUCAGACUAAUUAAUAUAAUAAAGUUUUAGGUAAGUACCCAGUUACAGCAAAUAAAGCCACAGACUUUACUCAGUUUGUAACUUUUUGGUUAAAAAUGCCACUUUCCCAGCUGUCCUAUACAUGCAGGGUGCUUUUCAGACUGGGAGUUGGUGUGUGUGCCCAGUUGCAAUUUGGUGUUUCGCAGUCCUCCUGUUAGGUCAGCCCUCACUUAGUCACAUUAUGCUGAAUUAGCAGCGUGGCAAAAGAAGCAUUGUGCUCCGCCAGUCCUCCCUUGCUGACUUUUGUCUGCAAGAGAAAUGAAGCCCGAAGGGAAGCUAACUCCUCUGCUAAGUGCUGGAGCAGGGCCCUGGUGAAUUAAUUUCCAGCUUUUCCGGUCCACAUGUUGACACAUCCUUGGAAAAGAUAAAAAUGGCAGCCGAGCUAUCCACUUCCAUAAACAUCAAGGAGCCCCGCUGGGACCAGAGCACAUUUGUGGGUCGGGCUAAACAUUUCUUCACCGUCACAGAUCCCAGGAACAUUCUCCUGACAAACGAACAACUAGCACACGCGCACAAAAUCAUCACCGAUUACAGGGAAGGUAUAGUCUCUCCAGGGCUGACGGAGGAUGAACUGUGGAGAGCCAAGUAUGUUUUUGACUCAGCUUUCCAUCCCGACACUGGAGAGAAGAUGAUCCUGAUAGGCCGCAUGUCGGCACAGGUUCCAAUGAACAUGACGAUCACUGGAUGCAUGAUGACAUUUUAUAAGACAACUCCUGCUGUGCUGUUCUGGCAGUGGAUCAAUCAGUCUUUCAACGCAAUAGUGAAUUACACCAACAGGAGUGGUGACGCUCCCAUAACCGUCGGUCAGCUUGGCACAGCUUAUGUGUCUGCCACCACGGGGGCAGUUGCCACCGCUCUAGGACUAAAUGCACUAACAAAGCACGUUUCACCGCUGAUCGGACGGUUUGUUCCAUUUGCUGCUGUAGCUGCUGCUAACUGUAUCAACAUCCCGCUGAUGCGACAAAGAGAGCUUCAGCAUGGUAUACCUAUAAUGGAUGAAAAUGACAACAGGUUAGGAGAGUCAUCAAAGGCUGCGCAGCAGGCCAUCUCUCAGGUUGUGGUUUCCAGGAUUCUCAUGGCUUCUCCGGGAAUGGCUAUUCCCCCAUUUUUAAUGAACCAUUUGGAAAAGAAGGCCUUUCUGAGGAGGUUCCCAUGGAUGAAUGCACCUAUUCAAGUCAGCCUGGUGGGAUUCUGCCUCGUGUUUGCCACACCACUCUGUUGUGCUUUAUUCCCUCAGAAAAGCUCUAUGUCAGUCAGCCGCUUGGAGCCGGAGCUGCAGGAGAAAAUCCGUGCCAACCACCCAGGAGUGGAGAGGGUUUACUUCAACAAAGGGCUAUGAGUGUGUGCAACCCCCCCAAUCACCGCCCAACCUCAUCCGAACACUGCCAUAACACAGCUGCAGGCUCGCUCCUCACGUCUCUGCCAG